AUGACUUCGUCUAUUGCCUUCAAAUCCUUCACCGGACUCCGGCACUCCUCCCUGGAGCAUCCCAAAGUGCUCCAUUCCCACACAACCUCCAUCUCCCCUUUAACAUACCGCCGUUUCCGAAUCACAGCCAGCAAGUCCACUCCCAAACUCCAAAACCGCAACCUUCGAGUAGCCGUCAUCGGUGGCGGCCCUGCCGGUGGUUCCGCCGCAGAAACGUUAGCUAAAGGAGGCAUUGAGACAUACCUCAUCGAACGGAAGAUGGACAACUGCAAGCCAUGCGGUGGUGCCAUCCCUUUGUGCAUGGUGGGCGAGUUCGACCUCCCAUUGGACAUUAUAGAUCGGAGAGUAACCAAGAUGAAGAUGAUCUCUCCAUCUAAUGUCGCCGUGGAUAUUGGACAAACUUUGAAGCCUCACGAGUACAUUGGGAUGGUGAGACGUGAGGUGCUUGAUGCUUACCUGAGAGAAAGAGCAUCAAAUAAUGGGGCUAAAGUGAUAAAUGGUUUGUUCUUGAAAAUGGACAUUCCUAAAAAAGGUAGUGAAAAUAUUAAUGGACCCUAUGUCUUGCAUUAUACUGAGUAUGAUGAGAAGAAAGGCGCAGUUGGAGAGAAGAGGACUUUGGAGGUUGAUGCGGUGAUUGGUGCUGAUGGGGCAAAUUCGCGUGUAGCCAAGUCUAUUGGUGCUGGUGAUUAUGACUACGCUAUUGCUUUCCAGGAGAGAAUAAAAAUCCCCAAUGAUAAAAUGGUGUACUACGAGAAUUUAGCAGAGAUGUAUGUCGGUGAUGAUGUCUCGCCAGACUUCUAUGGUUGGGUCUUCCCCAAAUGUGACCAUGUUGCUGUUGGAACCGGAACGGUGACUCACAAAGGUGACAUCAAAAAGUUCCAACUAGCCACAAGAAAAAGAGCCAAGGACAAGAUCCUUGGUGGUAAGAUUAUAAGAGUGGAAGCACACCCAAUACCAGAACACCCCCGACCUCGCAGAUUAUUAGGGAGAGUAGCACUAGUGGGUGAUGCAGCUGGGUACGUAACCAAAUGCUCUGGUGAGGGUAUCUAUUUUGCAGCAAAGAGUGGUAGAAUGUGUGCAGAGGCAAUAGUUGAGGGUUCAGAGAAUGGCAAGAGGAUGGUGGAUGAAAGUGACUUGAGGAAAUAUUUGGAGAAAUGGGACAAGACAUAUUGGCCUACAUAUAAGGUGUUGGAUGUGUUGCAGAAAGUUUUCUAUAGAUCAAACCCAGCUAGAGAAGCUUUUGUGGAGAUGUGCGCAGAUGAGUACGUGCAAAAGAUGACUUUUGAUAGUUAUUUAUACAAGAGGGUAGCGCCUGGUAACCCCUUGGAGGAUUUGAAGUUGGCUGUGAAUUCCAUUGGGAGCUUGGUGAGGGCUAAUGCACUGAGAAGGGAAAUGGACAAGAUUAGCGUAUGA
Dovyalis caffra is the source of this 1413-nucleotide messenger RNA. NCBI's taxonomy places the organism in Eukaryota, Viridiplantae, Streptophyta, Magnoliopsida, Malpighiales, Salicaceae. The record is from the annotation of a GenBank genome assembly.